AUGGCGACGCGAACAAACAUCCCCAUAACCCCCACCGGCCUGUUCAUCGACCUCGCACAUGGCGUGCGCGAGUUCUGCUGUGACGUCGGCUCCUACCGCGCCAACAACAACACCUGCCUCUUCCUCGGCGAAGGAUCUGUCCCCUUCGGAUUUUCGUAUGGCAAGAACUAUAAUUCGACCGCCAACUUAACCGAAUCAGCCACCGCUCAAAUUGUUACCAUUACUGCGUCAGGAAAUAGCAGCACCAGCAGCACUACCACCACUACAAGCAUGACUGGUAAACUCGCCACCGUCGGCGCCGGGGUUAGUGUGCCAUUAGUGCUCGCUUUAAUGGGGGUCCUGUUCUUACUCUACCGCGAGAAGAAGGCGGAAGGGAUCCUGGCUAGGCGUAUUAGCACUGCGGAGGAGGAUAAACGGGCCUAG
This is a messenger RNA of Mytilinidion resinicola, 423 nucleotides long. RefSeq lists its product as uncharacterized. The record is from RefSeq and is a predicted model, not a curated record. The transcript has 3 exons. NCBI's taxonomy places the organism in Eukaryota, Fungi, Ascomycota, Dothideomycetes, Mytilinidiales, Mytilinidiaceae. The coding region runs from base 1 to 423 and encodes 140 amino acids.